CGUUGUCAAGGGCUAAUCAUAUGGAUCAGAUUGUAGAUCCAAAGUUAUCAAGAAAAGGCGGUUUCUCGAAAAAACUGAUGGAAAGAACUCUUCAAAUGGCCUUAAAGUGUCUACAUGAAGAUGCAAACGCUAGACCAGUGAUCACCGAAGUAGUGACUAGUCUAGAUUACAUCAUUGAGUACUCGUUGAGGGGAAGGAUACAUAGGCGUGGAGGAAGAGUCGAUACUAAUAGGGCGGGGACAUCGACUGAGAUGGAUGUUAUUGAAGAAGAAAGUGACAUUCUUGAGAGGAAGAGAGUCUUGGAAGAGGCUUUAUCUUGGGCUGAUAAGUGUAGGCGAGGCUCUCAGCCAACAGCAACGCCGAGUCCUAAUUUAAAGAGUUGAAGAUGAAGAAAGUUGUUUUUAUUUGCUUAGUGUUACUCUUUCUUUUUCGAAACUUAAAAUUGACUGAAAUUUCUAGUCCUCUAUUUAUUCAUGACAAUUGAAUUGAUUUUGG
This is a messenger RNA of Capsella rubella, 495 nucleotides long. Its product is annotated as serine/threonine-protein kinase CDG1-like. The record is from RefSeq and is a predicted model, not a curated record. The transcript has a single exon. The coding region runs from base 21 to 383 and encodes 120 amino acids. Lineage: Eukaryota; Viridiplantae; Streptophyta; Magnoliopsida; Brassicales; Brassicaceae.